Messenger RNA from Asparagus officinalis (garden asparagus), 698 nucleotides. RefSeq names its product heavy metal-associated isoprenylated plant protein 45-like. The transcript has 3 exons. Gene Ontology annotation, molecular function: metal ion binding. The coding region runs from base 65 to 508 and encodes 147 amino acids. The record is from RefSeq and is a predicted model, not a curated record. Lineage: Eukaryota; Viridiplantae; Streptophyta; Magnoliopsida; Asparagales; Asparagaceae.
UUCAAAUUCUUUAUAAGCUAAGCAAAUCCAUUCAAUUCUCUCAAAAGUUCUUAGAAAAUAUAUCAUGUUCAGCUUCCUGAGAGCAAAGAAAUCUAUACCAGAUGCUAUAUCUAUUGUGGAGCUUAGCGUUCAUAUGGACUGCGAGGGAUGUGAAAAGAGAGUAAGAAAAGCAAUCAAGAAGCUAGAUGGAGUUGAUAAUGUGGUGAUAGACAUGGAUACGCAAAAGGUGACUGUUACAGGAUACGUAGAUCAAAGGAGAGUUCUCAAGGCAGUGAGGAGAACAGGAAGGAAAGCUGAAUUCUGGCCACAUCCAUAUGAUGCAGAAUAUUACCCUUUUGCCCUUGCAUAUCUCGAGGAUUCGACCUACUCAUCAACACAUAACUACUACCAGCAUGGGUAUAAUUCGAGCGUGCAUGGCCACUUUCCGGAUCCUGCAUACUCAACGGUUGAUGACCAUGCCAUGGCUCUUUUUAAUGAUGAAAAUGUUCAUGCUUGUGUGAUCAUGUAGUAAUUAAUGUAGCUCAAAAAUCAUCGAUAGAUAAGAAAUGAAUAAAUGACCGGUAGGUUUCAUCUUCGUAUGCUUCAACCAUAAUUACAUGCCUGGAAGACCUGUAUUUUAUUUCCAAAGAAUUUAUUGACUACGAUAUGCAAUUUUAUCCAGCACAUCUCAUGGUUUCAGAUCAUUAUGUACCCUGUAC